AGCCGUGAGCAUUAAUCACCCAGUCGUUUCGGACCUGUCUCAAGGGAAACACUGCUGCAACUCAUUAUUGUUUGUCAAACAUCUGCAUAAGGCAAUAUGACGACCCAUUGCUGGGAUAAAGAAGGCUUGAAGUCCUUUGAAGAUGAGAACGAAACGGUCCUUUUGAAAGAGCAAGCUCUAGCUUACGCCGAUGGGACCUCCAUCCAUGGGAUCAAGUACACUUGUGAACCGGGAAGAACCCUCUUGGAAAAAUUUAUUUGGAUCACGUUGUGUGUCUGUAGCAUUGUAUUAUGCUCGUUUCUAAUCCAGCCAAUCUAUUCGAAAUGGAGAACCGACCCCACUUUUACCACGAUCUCGAGCACGGAUUAUCCAGUUUGGAAUCUGGACUUUCCUGCUUUCACUAUUUGUCCCAAUGUCCGGGUGGACCCAUGGAGAUUGGACAGGCUCUUCGCCGAAAAAGAAUGGAACGCUACGCUCAAAGUCUUGAAAAUGACUCCCAAGGAGCUCACCGGUCAAAUCCAGCGUUUGCUAGGGAUGUAUAUCAAAUACCAUGAAUUUGAUUUCUCGCAACCGAAUACCGGGUACCUCAAUUACAACGAAUCCGUCAUCAUUGAGAGACACUUGCAGAACUUCAGCUCCAUUUUG
Molecule: messenger RNA, 645 nt
Organism: Tigriopus californicus
Lineage: Eukaryota; Metazoa; Arthropoda; Copepoda; Harpacticoida; Harpacticidae
Product: pickpocket protein 28-like
Biological process (GO): sodium ion transmembrane transport
Cellular component (GO): membrane
Molecular function (GO): ligand-gated sodium channel activity
Source: RefSeq, a predicted model, not a curated record